AUGCGGGCUGGGUAUAUCAAAGAGGUCUCGGCCUGGCUGGUGGGUGGCCCGGGAUUUUUAUUGAUGCUGCAAGGGCGGCUGGGUUAUGGUUCUGGCUGCAUGGCGAGGCUUGGAAAAAGCAUGACGCGCGACUGGCAGCUCUACGUUUGUGUGGUAUCGUCAACAGAACAUUGGGCCACACCGUUGCCGUUAACAGGCGGCCGAGGCUCAGAAUUCAAAUCUUAA
This is a messenger RNA of Histoplasma mississippiense, 225 nucleotides long. RefSeq lists its product with no specific name. The transcript is spliced from 2 exons. Bases 1 to 225 code for a protein of 74 amino acids. NCBI's taxonomy places the organism in Eukaryota, Fungi, Ascomycota, Eurotiomycetes, Onygenales, Ajellomycetaceae. The record is from RefSeq and is a predicted model, not a curated record.